AUAAAAAAACUCAACUUGUCCCUUUUUGUUAGAUAAAGAAAAGAUAAAGAUGGCUGCUUUUUCCCAUUUAUACCCCCUGCUGUGAUCUGGUUUCCCCUUUUCUUUGAAUUCUUGAUUUAAAGAGCUAGGGUUCUUGAUUUCUGGUAGAGAGAGAAAAAAAUUGCAGAUUUUUUUUGAUGUUCUUUGCAAUUGUUAUCAUCUCUUUUUGCUCUAAUGAGUAUACUGAAUUUGGCAUUCUGGGUUUGCUUCUUCUGUCCAUCUUUGGGCCUAAUUCAAAAGAGUUGCCAUUCAAGUGAUCAGCUGGCCUUGAAGGAAUUUACAGGAAACCUAACUAAUGGCUCUUCCAUUCUUUCAUCAUGGUCUGAUGAAUCCAAUUCCAGCUGCUGCAACUGGGAUGGCGUCGAAUGCGAAGAAGACGACGAAGAAGAAGAAGGGAGGAGGGUGAUCAAGUUGAAUCUAUCUGGGAAAAACCUGCAAGGGGUUGUUCCCAAAUCCCUUGAGAAUUUGGGACAUUUGAGGUUUCUUGAUCUCUCCCACAACCAUCUGGAGGGUGGGGUGCCCUUGGAUUUCUCCAAACUGGCCCAGCUUGAGGUUCUUGAUUUGAGCCACAACUCUUUCAGUGGACAGAUUCUAGGGUCACUCUCAAAGGGGCUGGAAAAACUCCACACAAUCAACAUCUCCAGCAAUUCAUUCACAGGAAACUCCAUUGAUGAUCUUCUUCAGCUCCCAUAUCUUCAUGUCCUCAACAUCAGCAACAAUUCUUUCUCUGGCUCUCUCACCUCACACAUUUCCAAUGUCUCCACAAAAAUAAGAACUUUGGAUUUCUCAAUGAACCAUUUCUCAGGUGAGCUUCCCCAGUCUCUAUACUCCAUCUCUUCAUUGGAGCGGUUUUCGGCCUCUGAGAAUAGCUUAUCCGGGCAGUUAAGCCAGGAGAUCAGCAAACUUUCCCAGAUGAAAUCAUUGGUUUUAUAUGGAAAUAGAUUCUCUGGUGGCAUUCCUGAUGUUUUUGGCAGUUUGAUGGGACUAGAGAUUUUGGUUCUGCAUUCAAACCUGUUCUCGGGGCGUUUGCCUCCCACACUGUCACUUUGCUCAAACUUGACAACACUUGAUGUUAGGAACAAUUCAUUGUUUGGUGGCAUUGAUCUUGACUUCACUGGUUUGCCUAAACUCUCCUUCCUCGACCUCGCGUCCAACAACUUUUCGGGCCCGCUCCCGGGAUCUCUCUCCGCUUGCGGGGCAUUGACGGUUUUGAGCCUUUCGAAGAACCGGUUGAACGGCUCGGUUCCCGAGAGCUACAAGAACCUCUCGUCCCUCGUGUUCCUCACAUUGUCCAAAAACCGGCUCGAGAAUCUCUCCCGGGCGUUUUCAGUUCUUCAGCACUGUCAAAGCCUUGCUGCUCUCAUCCUCACCAAGAACUUCGAAGGCGAAGAGAUCCCGAGACACGUGACCGGGUUCCGGAACCUGAUAAUCCUCGCCUUGGGGAACUCGAGGCUCCGCGGGGAGAUCCCGGUGUGGAUAAACAAUUGCCGGAAGCUACGGGCUCUCGACUUGUCUUGGAACCGUUUGGACGGUUAUAUCCCUUCUUGGAUCGGCAAAAUGGAGGAUUUGUUUUAUAUGGAUCUCUCGAACAAUUCGCUUUCAGGUGAAAUCCCGAAGAGCUUGACGACGCUAAAGAGCCUAACGGCUCCUAGCGGGAACUAUCAAUUUGAUUUCAACAUCACCAUCAAUGGCAUCCCGUUUAUCGUGAAGAGGAACUCGAGCCGAAGUGGCUUGCAAUACAACCGAGUCUCGGGGUUCCCUCCGUCUAUAUACUUGAGCAAUAACAGAAUCAACGGGGCGAUAUGGCCCGAGAUCGGGCGGUUGAAACAGCUCCACGUCUUGGAUUUGAGCGCGAACAACAUAAGCGGGCCCAUCCCCGACUCUAUCUCGGCCAUGUCGAAUCUAGAGGUCCUAGAUUUGUCCCAUAAUCAGCUACACGGGCCGAUACCCUCUUCGCUCGAGGAGCUAACAUUCUUGUCUAAGUUCAGCGUUGCCUAUAAUCACUUGACGGGCACCGUUCCGACCGGGGGCCAGUUCUUCAGCUUUCCACCCUCAAGCUUUGAAGGAAACUCAGGACUUCAUGCAAAUGUUACUAAUGACAUCCCUGCCCUUCCCGCCGUUUCAAGAAAAAGACUCGGGGAACGCGGAGUUCUCGGGAUUACUCUUAGCUUAGGAGUUGGAACUGCGGUGCUUCUUGUUCUUCUGCUGCUAAGAUUGCAUCGGAGAAGAGACCAUGGUCAUGUUGAGGACGAUGACCGGACGGAGGAAAUGAUGAGAUUGCCCUCCGAGGCGUCGAAAUUGGUCCUUUUUCGCGCCUCGGGUUGCAAGGACCUCACAGUCGUAGACUUGUUGAGUUCGACCAACAACUUCGACGAGUCGAACAUCAUCGGGUGCGGGGGGUUCGGCCUCGUCUACCUAGCCAACCUCCCGAACGGGACCAAAGCCGCAAUCAAGAGGCUCUCGGGGGAUGGCGGGGAAAUGGAGAGGGAGUUCCAAGCCGAAGUGGAAUCCCUCUCGAGGGCCCGCCACCCCAACCUCGUCCCCCUCCAAGGCUAUUGCCAACACGGGAACGACCGGCUCUUGAUAUACUCCUACAUGGCCAACGGCAGCUUGGACUACUGGCUCCACGAGAGCGUCGACGGUACAACAUUCUUAACAUGGGGUACAAGACUAAAGAUCGCCCGCGGGGCCGCCCGCGGACUGGCCUACCUGCACAACCCGGAACGGAACAUAAUCCACCGCGACAUAAAGACGAGCAACAUUCUCCUCGACGAAGCCUUCGAAGCCCACCUAGCGGAUUUCGGGCUCUCGAGGCUCUUACGAAGCCCGUACGACACGCACGUGACCACGGAUUUGGUCGGGACGCUCGGGUACAUCCCCCCGGAGUACAGCCACUCGAUGGUCGCCACGUUCCGGGGAGACGUUUACAGCUUCGGGGUCGUUCUUCUGGAGCUCCUCACCGGGAAGAGGCCCGUGGAGGUAUGCAAGGGGAAGAGUUGCAGAAACCUGGUUUCUUGGGUGCUGCACAUGAGAGGGGAGAAGCGGGAGGAGGAGAUUUUCGACACCAAGAUAUGGGGGGAUGAUAGCAGUAAAGGUCGCGAGAACGAACUCUCCCAGGCGUUGGAUAUAGCUUGUUUGUGUGUGGAUCAAGAACCAAGGGAAAGACCCACCAUUGAUUGUGUGGUUUCAUGGCUUGAAGCCAUUGGAACUGAUGAACACCAGAAACAGAGAUUAUGAUGAAUUUUCAUGCCUUUUUUUUGUUUUACCUUAUAAUGUACAGUUUCAGGUCAUCUUUUUUACUAGUGAUAUGUGAUGACAGAUGUAAAAACAGUAAAGAAACACACAUUAUUAUUAUAGGAAUCUGUUUCAAGAAACUGUGACAGUGUGA
Molecule: messenger RNA, 3427 nt
Organism: Cuscuta campestris
Lineage: Eukaryota; Viridiplantae; Streptophyta; Magnoliopsida; Solanales; Convolvulaceae
Source: the annotation of a GenBank genome assembly